AUGGACUUGGCCUAUGUGUGCGAGUGGGAGAAGAAGCCGAAGAGCAACCACUGCCCCUCCAUUCCCCUGGUGUGUGCCUGGUCCUGCAGGAACCUCAUCGCCUUCACCACAGACCUCAAAAAUGAGGAGGAAAAAGAUCUCACCCAUAUGGUCCACAUCAUUGACACUGAGCACCCAUGGGAUGUCUACUCUGUCAACUCUGGGCAUGCUGAAGUCAUCACCUGCUUGGAGUGGGACCAGUCAGGCUCCAGGCUGCUGUCAGCAGAUGCAGAUGGACACAUCAAGUGCUGGAGCAUGACUGACCACUUGGCCAACAGCUGGGAGAACACUGUGGGCAGCCUGGUGGAGGGGGACCCUGUGGUGGCCCUGUCCUGGCUGCACAACGGCGUGAAGCUGGCUCUGCACGUGGAAAAGUCCGGAGCCUCCAACUUCGGGGAGAAGUUUUCCAGGGUCAAGUUCUCUCCGUCUCUGACCCUGUUUGGUGGGAAGCCCAUGGAGGGCUGGAUUGCUGUGACCAUCAGUGGGCUGGUGACAGUCUCACUCCUCAAGCCCAACGGGCAGGUGCUGACCUCCACCGAGAGCCUCUGCCGCCUCCGCUGCCGCGUGGCCUUGGCUGACGUCGCCUUCACCGGAGGGGGCAACAUCGUGGUGGCCACAUCAGAUGGCAGCAGCACCUCCCCUGUCCAGUUCUACAAAGUCUGUGUCAGCGUGGUGAACGAGAAGUGCAAAAUAGACACCGAGAUCCUGCCCUCCCUCUUCAUGCGCUGCACCACCGACCCUGCCCGCAAGGACAAGUACCCAGCCAUCACCCACCUGAAGUUCCUCGCCCGGGACAUGUCGGAGCAGGUGUUGCUUUGUGCUUCCAACCAGAACAGCAGCAUCGUGGAGUGCUGGUCUCUGAGGAAGGAAGGGCUGCCAGUCAACAACAUCUUCCAGCAGAUCUCCCCUGUGGUGGGGGACAAGCAGCCCAUGAUCCUGAAAUGGAGAAUUCUCUCUGCCACCAACGACUUGGAUCGGGUCUCGGCCGUGGCCCUGCCGAAGCUUCCGAUCUCCCUGACCAACACUGAUCUGAAGGUGGCAAAUGACACCAAGUUCUUCCCUGGCUUGGGCCUGGCUCUGGCUUUCCACGACGGCAGUGUGCACGUUGUGCACCGCCUGUCCCUGCAGAUGAUGGCUGUGUUCUACGGCUCCUCCUCCCAGCGCCCCGCCGACGAGCAGGCCAUCAAAAGGCAGCGGACUGCCGGCCCCCUGGUGCACUUCAAAGCCAUGCAGCUCUCCUGGACAUCCCUGGCCUUGGUUGGCAUUGACAGCCACGGGAAGCUGAGCAUGCUCCGUAUCUCCCCCUCCAUGGGCCACGUGCUGGACAUGAACAUGUCCCUGCGCCACUUGCUCUUCCUCUUGGAGUAUUGCAUGGUGACUGGUUAUGACUGGUGGGACAUCCUGCUCCAUGUCCAGCCCAACAUGGUCCAGAACCUGGUGGAGAAGCUUCAUGAGGAGUACAUGCGGCAGAACGCGGCCCUGCAGCAGGUCCUCUCCACUCGCAUUGUGGCCAUGAAGGCUUCUCUCUGCAAGCUCUCUUCCAGCACCAUAGCUCGAGUCUGUGACUACCAUGCCAAGCUCUUCCUCAUUGCCAUCAGCUGCACCUUGAAGUCUCUGCUACGUCCACACUUCCUGAACACCCCAGACAAGAGCCCUGGGGACAGACUCACUGAGAUCUGCUCCAAGAUCACAGACAUAGACAUUGACAAGGUGAUGAUUAACCUGAAGACAGAAGAGUUUGUGCUGGAGAUGACCACACUGCAGUCCCUGCAGCAGCUCAUCCAGUGGGUAGGAGACUUUGUGCUCUACCUGCUGGCCAGCCUCCCUAACCAGGGCUCCCCAGUCCGACCAGGACACAGCUUCCUACGGGAUGGAGCCUCCCUGGGCAUGUUCAGGGAGCUGAUGGUGGUGAUCCGCAUCUGGGGGCUGCUGAAGCCAAGCUGCCUCCCUGUCUACACAGCAACCUCUGACACCCAGGACAGCAUGUCCCUGCUCUUCAGGCUCCUGACUAAACUCUGGCUCUGCUGUCGUGAAGAAAACCACAUCACAGAACCAGAUGAUACCCUGAUAGAUGAAUGCUGCCUCCUGCCCAGCCAGCUGCUCAUUCCCAACAUUGACUGGCUGCCCAUCAAUGAUGGCAUCAUCAGCAAGCUGCAGAACAAGCAGCUGGUCAGGCUCCAGUUUGGAAAGGCUCCUGGGCUCGUUGGUCACACUGUCUCUUCCCAGUUUGAUGCCUUUGUCAGGGCCCCAGGACAGCCCAAAAUCGAUCACCUGAGGCGGCUGCAUCUGGGAGCAUACCCCACAGAGGAGUGCAAGUCGUGUACCAGGUGCGGCUGCGUCACGAUGCUGAAGUCUCCCAACAAGGUGACAGCAGUGAAGCAGUGGGAGCAGCGCUGGAUCAAGAACUGCCUCUGCGGGGGGCUCUGGAGGAGGAUGCCCCUCAGCUACUCCUGAGGGGUUCCCCCCAGAGCUGCUCAGUGCUUCCUUCUCGGAGGUGUUUGGGACACAAGGGCAGCAUCGUCCUGGGAGACGCUGCCUGGUGCUGCUUGU
Molecule: messenger RNA, 2589 nt
Organism: Indicator indicator
Lineage: Eukaryota; Metazoa; Chordata; Aves; Piciformes; Indicatoridae
Gene: MED16
Product: mediator complex subunit 16
Exons: 14
Coding region: 1-2493 (830 amino acids)
Biological process (GO): positive regulation of DNA-templated transcription
Cellular component (GO): mediator complex
Molecular function (GO): protein binding
Source: RefSeq, a predicted model, not a curated record